Molecule: messenger RNA, 3294 nt
Organism: Anthostomella pinea
Lineage: Eukaryota; Fungi; Ascomycota; Sordariomycetes; Xylariales; Xylariaceae
Source: the annotation of a GenBank genome assembly
AUGUCGGUGCUGCCCCAGGAGAUCCAUGCCGAGCUGGCCCAGCUCUUGCAAGCCCUGCAGUCCCCCGACAACUCCGUCAGAUCUCAGGCCGAAGACCAUCUACAGAACAAUUGGACCAACACGAGACCUGACGUCCUGUUGAUGGGCCUGGCCGAGCAGAUCGCCGGUUCCACUGAUGCCUCGCUUCGUUCCUUUGCCGCCGUCAUAUUCCGUCGCAUAGCCUCCAAGACGCGCAAGACAGAUAAGGGUGACAAUGCCGAAAUGUUCGUUUCUCUGCCUGUCGAACAGGCAACAGUCAUUCGCCAGAAGCUCCUCGAGACCUUAGCAACCGAGUCCGAUCGCCUGGUCAGGAAUAAGAUUGGCGAUGCCGUGGCAGACGUUGCCCGGCAAUACUCAGAGAACAACGAGCAGUGGCCCGAGAUCCUUGCCGGGCUAUUCCAACUGAGCACCUCCUCCGACGCGGGUCAGCGCGAGACUGCCUAUCGCGUCUUUGCCACCACGCCCGGUAUAAUAGAGAAGCAGCACGAGGGCGCAGUCAUGGAGGCUUUUAACCGAGGCUUCAAGGACAGCUCGGUCGCUGUCCAGCUGGCCGCCAUGGAGGCCUUUGCUUCCUUCUUCCGGGGUCUCACCAAGAAGAGCCUACCCAAGUACUUCUCCCUGUUGCCCGAUGUCCUCAACAUACUCCCCCCCAUCAAAGACUCCCACAACUCCGAAGACCUUGGCAAGGCCCUCCAGGCCCUCAUCGAGCUGGCCGAGACGUCGCCCAAGAUGUUCAAGCCCCUAUUCCACAACCUCGUCGUAUUCAGCGUCGGCGUCAUCCAGGACAAGGACCUGAGUGACACCUGUCGCCAGAACGCCCUCGAACUGAUGGCCACCUUCGCCGACUACGCCCCCUCCAUGUGCAAAAAGGACGCAUCUUACACCAACGACAUGAUCACCCAAUGUCUGAGUCUGAUGACAGACCUCGGCGAGGAUGAUGAUGAUGCAGCCGACUGGCUGGAUUCGGACGAUCUCGACCAGGAAGAAAGUGACCUCAACCACGUCGCCGGAGAGCAGUGUAUGGAUCGGUUAGCCAACAAGCUCGGUGGCGAGACCAUCUUGGCCCCAACCUUUCACUGGCUUCCUAGGAUGAUGACGUCUAUGGCCUGGAAGGACCGGCACGCCGCACUGAUGGCCAUCUCAGCCAUCUCUGAAGGUUGCCGGGAACUGAUGAUCAAGGAGCUUAGUCAGGUCCUUGAGCUUGUUGUUCCCGCCCUGAAGGACGUCCAUCCCCGAGUACGCUGGGCCGGAUGUCAAGCUCUCGGCCAGAUGAGCACUGACUUUGCGCCUACCAUGCAAAAGGAUCACUACGACACAAUUCUGAAGGCCAUCGUGCCUGUACUGGACUCCCCCGAGGGCCGCGUCAAGGCUCACGCUGCUGCUGCCCUGGUGAACUUCUGCGAAGAGGCAGAGAAGAGCACAUUGGAACCAUACCUCGAUGAUCUCCUAUCCCACUUAUUUCAGCUUCUCCAGAACGACAAGCGGUACGUCCAGGAACAGGCGCUUUCGACUAUCGCCACUAUUGCCGAUGCCGCCGAGGCUGCCUUCUCUAAAUAUUACGAUACCCUCAUGCCCUUACUAGUCAGUGUCCUACAACGCGAGAAUGAGAAGGAGUUCCGACUACUCCGCUCCAAGGCCAUGGAAUGUGCUACUCUGAUAGCACUGGCCGUCGGCAAGGAACGUCUCGGGAAUGAUGCUAUGACUCUGGUGAAUCUCCUCUCCAACAUCCAGUCCAACAUUACCGAUACCGACGACCCUCAAUCGCAAUAUCUCAUGCACUGUUGGGGUCGUAUGUGUCGGGUACUUGGAGCCGAUUUCCUGGGGUUCCUGCCGAACGUGAUGCCACCCCUGGUCGAGUUGGCUAGUGCCAAGGCAGAUAUCCAGCUUCUGGAUACUGAUGAUGAGGUGGAACAAUACCAGCAAGAAGACGGGUGGGAGCUGGUGCCGCUCAAGGGAAAGAUGAUCGGUAUCAGGACCAGCACCAUGGAUGAUAAACACAUGGCGAUUGAGUUGCUCGUCGUUUAUGCACAGACGCUGGAGGGCAACUUUGCCCCCUAUGUCGCCGAAAUUAUGGAGAAGAUCGCCAUCCCUGGACUCGCAUUCUUCUUCCAUGAUCCGGUCCGCUUCAUCUCGGCGAAGCUAGUGCCUCAGCUGCUCAGCUCGUACAAAAAGGCCUACGGUCCGGUCUCCAAUGAGCUCCGGGGUCUGUGGGCUGGGACAGUGGAUAAGCUGCUUGAGGUCCUGACGGCGGAGCCCGCUAUCGAUGCGCUUGCCGAGAUGUACCAAUGUUUCUACGAGUCUGUCGAGGUCGUUGGCAAAGAUUGUCUCAGCCAGCAACAUAUGGGCAAGUUCAUGGACGGAGUCCUUUCCGCGAUUGAAGAUUACAAGGACCGCGUUGCCCAGCGUGACGAAGACAAAGAAGGUGUCACGGCCGAGGAUGCCGAGGAUGAAGCCGAAGAGCUCAUGCUUGCCAUUGAGGACGAUCAGACGCUUCUCUCCGACAUGAACAAGGCCUUCCACUCCAUCUUUAAGAACCACGGCGCCGUCUUCCUCCAGCCGUGGGAGCGUCUCAUGGGAACCUAUCAAGAAUUCCUCACCUCGUCAGAUCCAACACAGCGCCAGUGGGGUUUGUGUAUAAUGGAUGAUGUGCUGGAGUAUUGCGGACCGGAAAGUGUUCGUUAUGCUCAGUCAAUCAGCGGCGCUCUUCUGGAAGGUUGCAAGGACCCGUCGGCUGCUAUUAGGCAAGCCGCUGCAUAUGGAAUUGGUGUGGCUGCUCAUCACGGCGGAGCCCCUUGGUCUCAGUUCCUUGCGGAGUCAAUACCGUACCUUUUUCAAGUCACCCAGAUCCCGGAUGCUCGCGGUGAAGAUGCCGUCUAUGCAACUGAGAAUGCUUGCGCAGCUAUUGCCAAGAUCCUUCACUUCAACAAGCAAAGUGUGCAGGACACGCAGGCACUUUCUACGCAGUGGAUCAACACGCUGCCUGUCACUAAUGACGAGGAGGCAGCACCAUACGCGUAUGGCUAUCUCGUAGAGUUGAUUGAGCAGCAAAACCCUGCUGUGACGAGCCAGGCCGACAAGGUGUUCGUCUACGUUGGACAGGCUCUGGAGGCUGAGAUGCUACAUGGUCAACUGGGCGGCCGUGUUGCAAGAGCAAUACAAAUACUGCUCCAAUCCGCAGGCGUUGACCCGACGCCGCUGCUCCAACAACACUUCUCACCUGAAGGCCAGCAGACCAUCAGGCGCCAUUUCUCAUAG